Messenger RNA from Macrobrachium nipponense, 798 nucleotides. RefSeq lists its product as uncharacterized. The transcript has a single exon. NCBI's taxonomy places the organism in Eukaryota, Metazoa, Arthropoda, Malacostraca, Decapoda, Palaemonidae. The record is from RefSeq and is a predicted model, not a curated record. Bases 1 to 798 code for a protein of 265 amino acids.
AUGUAUUCACCUCCUGCAACUCACUGCCAGCAAUUCACUGCCUGCAACUCACAGCCAACAACUCACCACCUGCAACUCACUGCCAACAUUUUACAGCCUGCAACUUGCUGCCUACAAUUCACUGGCUACAACUCACCACCAACAGUUACCACCUGCAACUCACCGCCUCCAACUCACUGCCAGCAGUUCACCACCAGCAACUCGUUGCCAACAAUUCACUGCCUGCAACUCACUGCCAACAAUUCACCGCUUGCAACUCACUGCCAACAUUUCACUGCCUACAACUCACCACCAACAAUUACCAACUGCAACUCACCACAACUAUUCACAGCUUGCAACUUGCCACCAACACCUCCAAGUAUUCACCUCCUGCAACUCGCUGCCAACAAUUUACCACUACAAACUCAUUGCCAACAAUUCAUUGCCUGCAACUCACCUCCAACAAUUCACUGCCUGAAACUCGCUGCCAGCAAUUCACCACCUGCAACUCACUGCCAACAAUGCAACAAAGCCUACAACUCGCCUCCAAAAAUUCACCGCCUGCAACUCACCACCAUUAAUUCAUUCACCACUAACAACUUGCCACCAACAAUUCCCGGCCUGAAACUCAGCACUAACAAUUCACCGCCUGCAACUCGCCGCCAACCACUCACCACCUGCAACUUGCCGUCAACUAUUCACCACCUGCAACUCGCUGUCAACAAUUCACCGUCUGCAACUCGCUACCAACAAUUCACUACUUGCAACUUGCCAUCAACAAUUCACCACCAGCAACUCACCGCCAACAAUUCACCAUAA